Microcebus murinus (gray mouse lemur) is the source of this 1261-nucleotide messenger RNA. NCBI's taxonomy places the organism in Eukaryota, Metazoa, Chordata, Mammalia, Primates, Cheirogaleidae. The record is from RefSeq and is a predicted model, not a curated record.
AUACCAAUAUGAGCUGCCUGGGUGGGGUCGAGAAGACCCCUCUCUCCCAAACCCGCAGCCUCACCGGUUCCGACCAUGUCCCAGGAGGUCCGGACCCACACCAGUGCCUGAGCCUCCGCGACGAAACCGAGGCAUCACAGAUCCCAGUCGGUGGCGGUGGCAGUCGUGUAGCUGUUGGAGCUGGGCAGGAAGAGGCUGCGCCUCCCACAGAGGGCCUGGAAGCAGCCUCUGUGUUGGCGGCAGCUGUUUUCAAGAUGAAGAAAGGCCCUAAAACCUGUGGUGCAGAGAGGCUGUGGUCUGAGGUGAUCGUGGGUGCGAAGGAGGAUGUGAAGUCGCAAGAGUGCGCCACCCUCCCAGUAGCAAUGGAUGACGAGGGCAGGGCUGAGGUGGUGGAGAUAGAAGGAGUGAAGGAGAACGAGGUGGUAGAAGAUCCAAUGGAGGUGGAGGAGAAGCCAGUAGGUGAAGAAAUAGAAGUGGUGGAGGAAAACAGAGUGGUAGGAGAGGUGAAGGAGGAGGCAGGGCCCUGGCCUCUGAAUGUGGCUCUCCGCAUGGACCCUCUGGAGGCCAUCCAACUGAACUGGACACUGAAUGCUCAGGCUGACAGGGCCUUCCAGCCGCUGGGGCACAAGUUUGGGCGGAUGCGUGGACACUGCCUGGAGCGGAGGAACUAUAUCAUUCAGAACAUCCCGGGCUUCUGGAUGACUGCCUUUCGGAACCACCCGCAGUUGUCUCCCAUGAUUAGGGGCCAAGAUGCAGAGAUGUUAAGGUACAUAACCAAUUUGGAGGUGAAGGAACUCAGACACCCUAGGACUGGCUGCAAGUUCAAGUUCUUCUUUCGAAGAAACCCCUACUUCAGAAACAAGCUGAUCGUCAAGGAAUAUGAGGUCAGAUCCUCCGGCCGAGUGGUGUCUCUUUCCACCCCAAUCAUAUGGCGCAGGGGACAUGAACCCCAGUCCUUCAUUCGCAGAAACCAAGACCUCGUCUGCAGCUUCUUCACCUGGUUUUCAGACCACAGCCUUCCAGAGUCUGAUAGAAUUGCUGAGAUUAUCAAAGAGGACCUGUGGCCAAAUCCACUGCAGUACUACCUGUUGCGUGAAGGAGUCCGUAGACCCAGACGUCGCCCAAUAAGGGAGCCAGUGGAGAUACCCAGGCCCUUUGGGUUCCAGUCUGGUUAACAUCUGUCCUUGAGAAUACUGCACAAGGUCCCCUGUCACCACCUGAUAGACCUGUGCUUGGGCAACAACAAUGGGUAUGCCUUCUA